Molecule: messenger RNA, 504 nt
Organism: Cladocopium goreaui
Lineage: Eukaryota; Dinophyceae; Suessiales; Symbiodiniaceae
Source: the annotation of a GenBank genome assembly
AUGGCGCAGUUUGCACAGCCUGCAGUCACGCUGAUGCCACCUGCUGGCCAUUGCUUGGAGCAGCAGAGAAUGCGCGGAGAAAAGUGGGAAGCAGAGCCUGCAGGCCGAUGGAAACGGCCAGAGAUCAUGGAUCGCUUGCUGGAGAUGGGCGAAUGCCUGGAUCGCACCAUGCGCGACGCCACCGGGCGCCUGUUCACACUAUCUGCUUCAGAUCUCAUGGAGGACGUUUGUAGCUUCGUCUUCCUGACCUUCGCUUGGCCCAAGAUCUGCUAUAUGCAGGACAUCCUGCAACAGGACGAGUUGAAGGAAAGGGUACUGAAAGACAAGGAGAAGAACGACAUUUCCGAAUGGUCCCAUGUUCUACGAAGGAUUCUGCCAAUGCUUUUGCGAACCUUGGAGAAGGUGGCCACAGUGGAUGCUCUGACCUUGUGCAGUGCAGGCGAUGCCUUGGCGCAACUCUUCCUGCAGGAGAAGGACAGCAAGAGCGCGCAGAGCGAAUUGGGC